Messenger RNA from Drosophila teissieri, 361 nucleotides. RefSeq lists its product as uncharacterized. The transcript has 2 exons. The record is from RefSeq and is a predicted model, not a curated record. NCBI's taxonomy places the organism in Eukaryota, Metazoa, Arthropoda, Insecta, Diptera, Drosophilidae. The coding region runs from base 1 to 333 and encodes 110 amino acids.
AUGCUCCAAGUCCAGUUCCACGACGUGGCCAACGAUCAGAGGGGAAUGUCGCACUUUAAUUGGACCCUGGAAAGCGGAACCAACUACCACAUACUGCGCACCGCCUGUUAUCCCUAUAUGAAGUACCACUGUAGCAAGCGGGAGGUGCAGGAUCUUUGGCUGGAGGACAAGUUCUUUCGCUUUCUUAAGGUGAUCAAUUUGGGCUUACCAAUGCUCUUCUAUGGACUGGCUGCCAUCCGUCUAAUAAGUCACACGGAGAUCGUUCAUGUCAGCGAGACGGUAAAGGUUCCCAUAUACUUUCUAUAUGCCGAGGACAAGGGCUCAAGCUUUUGAUGUGAUUUUGAAACAGCCAAAUGUGAAA